This is a messenger RNA of Paramecium sonneborni, 458 nucleotides long. The record is from the annotation of a GenBank genome assembly. NCBI's taxonomy places the organism in Eukaryota, Ciliophora, Oligohymenophorea, Peniculida, Parameciidae.
AUGCAUGAACAAGAUAAAAGCUAAAAAGACCACACAAGAAUCCAUGACCAAAACAUAGUAUUUUUUUUAAAGUAUUAUGAAGUUCUGGAUCUACAUCUUCCACAUUAGAUGUAUUACGAAAUUCAUAAAAAACAAUUAAAAAUAAAAAUGUCUAUUCAGCCAUUAAAAUAGGGAUAUAAGUGCGUACAGUAUCGUUAUCAAGCUGAACGUCUUAAUAACGAUACUUCAAAAAAAUGAUUACAAGUAAAAUUAUUGAAAGAAUUAUUCCUAUUAGAUGUCCAAUAAAAAAAUGUUAAGAACCUCCUCUAAAAUCAAAAUUUUCACUAGCCCUUUCCUCAAACCAUUUAACUUCGCAUUUUGCCAUAAUAAUUGAAAAAACCUAAACUACAAGUUCUAAUCCUGCUAUCCCAAUAUUAUAGAAACGAAAGAUUUUACUUUUAAAUUUCUUUCCAAUUUGA